AUGCGGGAGACCCCGGGGCGCGAGGAGUCGGAGCUGGGCAUGGAGGCCCCUUGCACGGCACCGUGCCACGCGCAGCGCAUCUUGCAGACACUCAACGAGUACCGGCGGAGCGGCACCCUCACCGACGUGGUGCUGCGCGCCGGCGGCCGCGACUUCCCAUGCCACCGCGCCGCGCUCAGUGCGGCCAGCGCCCACUUCCGCAGCCUCUUCUCGGCCGGCCGUCCCGAGCGUGCAGCGGCCGUGGUCCCGGUAGGGUCCGAGGCGCCUGGGGCGGCGGCGGCGCUGGCCGUCGUGCUCGACUACGUGUACGGCGCGGGGCUGCGGCUGCGCGCCGAGGAGGAGGCGACUUCGGUGCUGGCGCUGGCUGAGCGGCUGGGCGUGGCGGGACUGCGCGAGGCGUGCGCUCGCUUCCUCGAGGGUCGUCUGCGGGCCGCCAACAGCCUGGCGCUGCGCCGCGUGGCCGCCGCCUUCUCGCUCGCCUCUUUGGCCGAGCGCUGCGGCCGCGUGCUGCGCCAAGCCUUCGUGGAGGUGACGCGCCACGCCGAUUUUCUGGAACUGGCGCCCGACGAGGUGGCGGCGCUGCUGGCCGACCCCGCGCUGCGCGUGGCGCGCGAGGAGGCCGUGUUCGAGGCGGCCAUGCGCUGGGUGCGCCACGACGCGCCGGCUCGCCGCGGGCACCUGCGUCGCCUGCUGGAGCACGUGCGCCUGCCGCUGCUGGCGCCUGCCUACUUUCUGGAGAAGGUGGAGGCUGACGAGCUGCUGCAGGCUUGCGGCGACUGCCGCCCGCUGCUGCUCGAGGCCCGCGCCUGCUUCAUCCUGGGCCGGGAGGCGGGCGCGCUGCGGGCCCGGCCGCGGAGAUUCAUGGACCUAGCCGAAAUGAUCGUGGUCAUUGGCGGGUGCGACAGAAAGGGGCUUCUGAAGCUGCCUUUCGCUGACGCUUACCACCCAGAGAGUCAGCGCUGGACCCCGCUGCCCAGCCUGCCUGGGUACACACGCUCUGAAUUUGCCUCCUGUGCACUUCGAAAUGACAUUUACGUUUCUGGAGGUCACAUCAACAGCAGAGAUGUCUGGAUGUUUAGCUCCCAUCUGCACACCUGGAUCAAGGUUGCCUCCAUGCACAAGGGCAGGUGGAGGCACAAGAUGGUGGCCCUGCAGGGACAGCUCUUUGCAGUGGGUGGUUUCGAUGGCCUGCGGCGCCUGCGCAGCGUUGAGCGCUACGACCCAUUCUCCAACACCUGGGAGGCCACGGCGCCCCUGCCGGAGGCCGUGAGCUCUGCAGCAGUGGCGCCCUGCGCUGGUCAGCUCUACGUGAUUGGGGGCGCUGGGCAGGACGGUGUCAACACUGACAAGGUGCAAUGCUUUGACCCCAAGGAGGACCAGUGGAGUCUGCGAUCACCGGCACCCUUCCUGCAGCGGUGUCUGGAUGCCGUCUCCCUGGAGGACACCAUUUACGUGGUGGGCGGCCUCAUGAGUAAGAUUUUCACCUACGACCCUGGCACCGACGUCUGGGGAGAGGCAGCCGAGCUGCCAGGCCCUGUGGAGAGCUGUGGCGUGACGGUGUGUGACGGGAAGGUCCACAUUCUUGGUGGGCGGGACGAACAUGGGGAGAGCACAAAUAGCAUCUUCACCUUUGAUCCUAGCAGUGGGCAGGUGGAAGCCCAACCAUCACUGCAACGCUGCACCAGCUCGCACGGCUGCGUAACCAUUGUCCAGAGCCUGAGCAGGUGACUGGGACAGCCUAAGCCAGGAGGAAAUUAGGGCACGGCAGUUGGCUCUUCCUGGAACUUCAUGUGAAUAGUCCUUUAACUUAUUGCCCCUUUCCUUGUAAAAAUAAAACGUUUUUCAGAAGUUGGGUGUGUUCCAGCUCGUGCCUGCUUUGUCCGGAGGAGGUAUCCCUAUCAGUUCCUUCCUGCUUUUGCAGCUUGCCAGGACUCCUCUGCCACUGUGGGCCACCCAGACAGCCAUAUUUACUUAGACUACUGUUCUGGACACUGGAGAGUGCAAUUGGCACAAGGACGAAGGUGCCAGCAGAUUCUGUCUGGUGAGGCUCUACUUUUUAAGUUCCCCUCCACCUCUCCAAAUGACGCUAAUCCAGAUGACUUACUCAUCUACCCAAUGAACCCUACUUCUUUCUCAAUUUUAUCCAUUUACUAUAGUGAGUUCAUGUUGUAUGUAUACAUGUGCACGAAGUACAUGCAGAGGCCAGAGGACAGCUCUGUGGAGUCUGUUCUCUUCUUUUAUCUUUACCUGAGUUCUGGGGAUCCCAACUCAGGUCAUGGGGCAGCAUGGCAAGCACUUUGCCAGCUGAGUCAUUGCACCCGUCCUCAUUCAGUGCUAUGACAGAGGAUGAGGUCCCAGUGUAGCAGUUUCGGAGGAAUGUCCUCAUCCAGCUGUUAGCACAGCCAUUACCUCAUUUCCUUUUAUUAAUGUGGACAUGUAUUCUUUUUAUUUUAC
Chionomys nivalis (European snow vole) is the source of this 2454-nucleotide messenger RNA. It is a transcript of the gene Klhl35, whose product is annotated as kelch like family member 35. NCBI's taxonomy places the organism in Eukaryota, Metazoa, Chordata, Mammalia, Rodentia, Cricetidae. Gene Ontology annotation, molecular function: protein binding. The transcript is spliced from 6 exons. Bases 1 to 1728 code for a protein of 575 amino acids. The record is from RefSeq and is a predicted model, not a curated record.